Messenger RNA from Rhizoctonia solani, 1356 nucleotides. RefSeq names its product ADP-ribosylglycohydrolase. Lineage: Eukaryota; Fungi; Basidiomycota; Agaricomycetes; Cantharellales; Ceratobasidiaceae. The record is from RefSeq and is a predicted model, not a curated record. The transcript is spliced from 5 exons. The coding region runs from base 1 to 1356 and encodes 451 amino acids.
AUGACUGGUACCGCUCUGGGAGGAGCCUUAGGUGAUGCCAUUGGGCUAUUUACAGAAUUCUUAUCGCGCUCAUACGCUAUUGAGCUCUAUGGUCCCACCCCAAGCUUCUCGCUCCAAUCACCAUUACCAGAGCCCCACUCACCGUCGUUGGUUGGAAUCAAGCCCGACAGGCAUAGGUCUAUGUUUGAACCUUCCGGGUGGACCGAUGAUACCGAUCACUCCAUUUUAAUACUGCUCUCAUUUUUGGCGAGCAACGGAACUUGCCUAGACCCUCACGACUUCGCUCUUCGUCUUAAAUUCUGGGUAGCAAAUGGCUUGCGGUGUUUGGAUCGCCUUCCGCUCGGCCUAGGAAGAACUGUGGGGAACGUAGUACGGGAUAAAGAUUUUGAAAAAGAUCCUGUAGGAACGGCAGUCAAGUUGAGCGAGAAACGGAGCCAAAGACAAAAAUCUGACGAGUUGGUGUGUAGAUACUGGGAAGGAACCAACCGAUAUGUUGCUGCCAAUGGCGCUCUGAUGAGAACGGCUAUCAUCGGUGCACUCCUUUUCCAGGACUCAGAUGGAACAAACGGUGUGGAUCGGGCCAUGAAUGGUGCGCUACAACUUGCAGCCACAACACACCCAGACCCAAGGUGCUUGGUGUCGUGUACAAUAGUCACCGGCCUAGUAGCAGCUAUAAUGCGCAACGAAAUUCACUCCCUCCAAGACUUCGACCGCAUUGUUCAACAAAGCACUGAUUUUGUUCAGAACUAUAAAGAUCACCCACUUAAACCUGGCGCAUAUGCUCCGGAGCGUCUGAGUGAAGAUCAACUUAAUGACCUUCGUAAGCACAUAUACGCAGGGAGCUUGGAUGAACUGGAAUUAGAUAGUCGUCAACAUAUUGGAUACACUUUUAAAUGCCUUGGAGCUGGAACUUGGGCAUUGCGCAAAGUCCUGAACACUCCCGAAUCGAACAAAUCUGGAAUAUUCGAGCGGUGCAUUACUGAAAUCACCAUGCAAGGUGGCGACGCCGAUACAAACGCGACCGUAGCAGGUUCUCUCUUGGGUGCAUAUCUCACCGAUACUGGGCUCCCUGACCACUGGGUUCGUCAUCUUCGUCAUGCUCCUUGGCUUGCAGAAAAGAUGCAGUGUGCUGGGUCGUUGCUCGGAUUUGGAGGAGAUUAUGACCCCAGUAGCGACCCGGAUGUGCUCAUCGAUGGAGGAAAGGGCGCGUUCACACCCGAGGAGCUGAACCGUCGGUAUGACGAACUCAUGUGUGAGGUUGGAAAAAGGGUCAAUGAUGGACUUCCCCUGCCGGGCUCUCAUGGGUCAGGUAGUAAAGGAGGGAAGAGCGAGAAGGACGGGUGCAUUAUGUGUUAA